Messenger RNA from Caenorhabditis auriculariae, 8541 nucleotides. Lineage: Eukaryota; Metazoa; Nematoda; Chromadorea; Rhabditida; Rhabditidae. The record is from the annotation of a GenBank genome assembly.
AUGCUUUCCUCCUACAACGCUUAUAAGCGUCGGCAACGUGAGUUUUUGAGAGGGAAACUGGUUUUUUAGGGUUAAAAAACAAUUUUAAGAGUAAUUGGUGAUUUUUUGGUUGAAAGGGCGGUUGGAUAGUGUGAUUUUCAACUAGGGAACGUUUUUCAAUCCCCCCCCCCCUGGUUGAAUUUGAGGGGGGGGGGCGGGGACUUUGCUAAAGUGAACCCUAGGACCUCCUGAUUCCACAACAAGAAGAAAAUUUCUAGCAAUAAAUCUGAUUUUCUCGCUUAGACCUUUCAGAAGCUUGAAAAAGCGCCUUUUGUAGUAAUUAGCUUAUUUUCCGAACUUUAAAGCUUCAUAAACCAAAAAAAAAAUUUUUUUCAGAUUUCAAGGUCCCAAAUUUCAUCAAAAGUUGGACAAGAGGCUAAAAAAGUUCCCUAGUUCAAAAAAAGGGUCGAAAAGUUGAUCCAAAAACUGCAAAGUAUGUUUAUGGGCAGGUCCUGGGGUUAUUGCGUCAUCCGGAGCAUCGUAUAUCAUUUCUGGAGUGGCCUUGGUAGUGGUUGUUGGUUGUGAAAGUUGAUCUGAGGGGUAGGGAUCACUUGAGCGUCUUAUUUGCGGAGAAGUUGAAUGGAAACCGAGGUUUUGGCUUACAAAUUCUUGAUAAAAUUUUAUUUGCAACCUGGAAAGUUACUUGCAAACUUCAAUAAACAUCAUAAAAACACAGGGAAAUGAUCAGUUUUAAUUUUUAAAUCAUUUUUUUAAAGUAUCCAUCAGUCAACAUCGAGAGAAAAGCCAAUGUACAAUAAAAAAAUAGAAAAAAAUUGUGUUUCCUGAUUCAAGUUUAUUUUAUAAAGAAAAAAAAUCGUCAUUAGAUAGCAUUCUCAGCUUUUUCCAAAAUUAAAAAAAUUUUUAAGAAAAUUUUUUUCUUGGAAUAUUGUUUCGAAUAGAGUUGAGUUGGUUUUUUUUCGCUCCUUUUGAGGUUUUCUGAAUGAUAUUUUCUUUCUUUUCCUAGAGUUUCAAGCUUAAAACACCGUUCAAGAUGCAGUAAAUGCAGUUUUUUUCAACCAUUGACCGAAUGAAGAAAUGUGUUGUUUUUUUUUUCCUGGAGCGUUUAAAGGAGCAUAAAAAGUUUCUAUGAAAGCCCUGAGAAGUUAAUUUUUUAAAUUUUUAUGAGAUUAGGCAGGACUUUAACGUCUUGUCAGUGAUUUCUGAACAGAAGAACCCAGUUUCAUUUUUUUUUUUCCAGAAUCAGCGGAAUGGCAGCUGGACGAGCUACUGGAAGAGCUUGAGGCCCUGGAAACCCAGCUGAACACCUCCAACGGCGGUGAUCAACUCCUGCUCGGGAUGUCGUCCGCCUUGCCGACCUCCUCCUCGGCCCAUGAUCAACUCCUGCGCGCCAAGGACUCGGCUGUCAGCAAGCCGGUUGCCCAUCAUCAUCAUCACCAGGUGAGGAUUCGAUGAGUGACAUCUCAGUUUCGGAAUAUGACCCGGUCUCGACGAGUAAUUGGAAAGGGAAGGAGCCGGGGCCGCGGUCCGAACAAUGGCCCAGAGUAAACAACCGAAGCAAGAAGCAGAUUGCAUAUUAGCAUAUAUACAGACCGAGUGUGGAGCUCUUUGCCCAACCCCGAUUGGUUCCAAGAGGACUCGACAGGUCAAAGACACAUAUGUCCCUUGGAGUUGCUCUUUUGAGGGUUGUCCAACUUGGGUUUUGAGAGGUUUUCGACCAUAAAAUGGUUUCUGGGUCUUGUGAUUCGCCAAAAAGUUGAUCUUGGAAGGUUUUGGACCGUGUAUGGGGGAACUCCUCAAGUAGCUCUUUCAGGAGCUUCCAAAUUUGGGGUUUUGGAGUAUUUUUGGACCAAAAAUUAGAGUUUUUGGGGCUCUAUUCGAUUUUCUUAAAGAUUUUGAAGACAAAAAUUGAUCUUGAAAGAUUUUGGAUCGUAUAUGAGAUAACCUCUCGAGUAGAACUUUGAGUAAACUUUCUUUUGAGAGUAUUCCGACCACAUAUUAGAGUUCUUGGGGUUCUAUUCGACUUUAUUAAAGAUUUUGAAGACAAAAAUUGAUCUUGGAAGGUUUUGGACCGUGCGUGGGAGAUCGCCUCGAGUAGAACUUCGAGUAAACUUUAGUUUUGAGAUGGUUUUGAUCACAAGUUAGAGUUUUCAGGGUUUCAUUCAAGAUUAUUAGCGCUUUUAAAGACGAAAUUUGAUCUUGGAAGACUCCAGAUCGUUUUGUGAAAAUUCCACUGGAAGAGCUCCUUCAAGGAUUAUCAAAUUUGGAUUUUGGACCACAAAUUAGAGUUCUUAGGGUUUCAUUUAAGAUUAUUAGUGCUUUUGAAGACGAAAUUUCAUCUUGGAAGACUUCAGAUGGUUUUUGAGAAUCCUACUAGAAAGCUCUUUCUGGGUUUGUUGAGUUGUCAAACUUGGGUGUCGAGAGGUUUUGGAUCAUAAUUUGGAGUUCUGCGGUUUUACUGUUUUAUUAACGCUUUUACAGACCAAGUUUGUUCUUGGAAAAUUUCGAAUCGUGUCUGGUCCACUUCUGAAGUCUUUUUACAGAUUCCUAUGUUUUUUCCGGAGAUCUGAACUUUUUUUCCUUUCAAAGUUCAUCCAACAAAACAGCUAUUUCUAAAUCAAAAAGUCUUAUUUUAGCGUUUUUAUAGAGAUCAUUUAUUGAUUUUUGGACGUUUAGAAUCAAUCAAUAAGUUUUUUUAAAAAGUAGAUUGGACCUGUUAAAUACACAAAAAUAGUUUCUUGACUUUGGGUCUUUCCAAAAAUUUAUAUCUAAAAUAUCCUAUUUUGGAGCUUUUAGCCGAAUUUUGAAGUUUUUUCUUACCUUCUGAGCUUUUUUUGAGACAGAAAACAAUAAUUUCAUAGUUUUUGUAGCUGGACCGUUUUUUUUUGCAUCCUUCAAUAAUUGGGAAUAUUUUUAAUAACUAAUUUUCUCAGACUCCCACAAUUUUUGUCGAAGAUCAUGCAAUUGGAAACGAUGAACAGAGCUUAUUUAUCACACAAAAAUGAGAAAUCAAAGACUUUAGUAGUUGUAAAGAAACCUCGUAAGAGGACUAUGACUAUUUUAGCUCAAAAAGGGCCUAUUUGACUCAUUUUUUUGAUUUUGCAGCAGCCAGCGACGUCGACGUGUUCAUCCCCAGAUGGGGACAGCGCUUUUGGCGAUUCUUCUUCAACCGAAUCGGCCAGGUUAUUCAUAAACUCCCAAUUUUAAAAUGGAUACGAAACAAUUUUCGACCAUGUUCUCGCAAUUUAGGUUUGACUUGAAUCCGGAAUCAUUUUACGGAAUGUUUUUCCGAGUUUUCCCCCUAUUCUCGAUGCUUUAAUGAAGAUUAAAGGCUGUAUCGAGAUCCUAACGCGUUUUUUUAAAUAAUACUGACUGGAAAAUAUAUCAGUUUACUGUAAUUGAUUACUUAUUGAAUUUAUUUUUUUCAAAAAAAUGAUCCAUUCAAAUUAUAUCAAUCGUAUUUUUUUCGAAAAACUGAUAUUUUUCCUAUUAUUAAUUUUUUUUUUCAAAAAGUGAUCCUUUCCAGCUUUUUCAAUCAAUUACUUAAAAAAGAGCCCUUUCCAGCUUUUUUAACGUUUAUUUUCAACAACCUCAUCUUUUCUACUUUUUCUGUAGUCUGUUCAGAUUUUGAAUUUCAAUUCCUCGCUCAAGCUCCGCCCCUAAUGGCCCGAUAAACCAAUCAGAGAGCGAGCCAUCCACAGAGCGUUUUUCGAAUGACGUCAUUCUACUUGACAUUCAAAAUCUGAACAGACUAUAUCAUUCUAUUUUUUUUAAAAAAAGGUCCAUUUUAGAUUUUCCCAUCAUUUAUUUUUUUAAAUCUCAACCUUUCCAGCUUUUUCCCUUGAUAAUAUCUUCAUAGAAAAAUCCAUGUCAAACUAUUUUACCUGUUGAUUUUUUCCCAGCUUCAAUCAUUCAUAUCUCAAAAACUGAUCGAUUGCAGAUGCCGCGACUCCUCGGCCUUCUCGUCCAACGAAUCCUGCCGAGACUCACUGAACACACCGAGCCCGACGCAGGUACAUCCAUUUGGAUAAUAUUGUUGGCCCUCGGGAUUAGGUCGGCGGACAACAGAGUAGAAAUCGUAAUCCUCCGAGGACAGCAGACGCGUCGCGCGAAAAACCCUUUCUCUCUUGGUUUCUGCUGUGUAAUAAUUGACCAGUCUUUUUGAUGUUUGGAACGCCGCCAACAACCGUGUAAACUAUACUUGUCGAGUGGGGGCAUCUGGCGGGGUCUGUUUAGAGGGAGGGCGCGCCUUUUUGAGAGGGUGAGGUCAGAUUGGCACCGGAAGAAUGGCACAUCUCAAGUUACUAUUGUUAGGGGGAUACGAGGAAGUUUAUGCAACCUUAUUGGUCUGUUCGAAAGUUCUAGAAGUGCAGAAGUCAUUAUUCAACAGAGAAGUUUAAAAAUCAGUGAAAAUCUCGGAGAAUUUUGGUAAAGUUUUGAACCUUGAAAUAAUCAAAAUAAUAAAGAAUCAUUGAGUUACGAACUAAGAGUUCUUGGAAUGAUUAAAAGAACAAUUUUAAUUCGAAUCGAUUUUUCUUGACUUUGAAAAAAAUGUUUUUUUGAUGGAAAUUUCAAGAUCUAGUAAAGUUUUUUGAAUUUGAAUUUUUGUUUCCAAAGAUUUUUUUACUGUUAUCUACGUGUUUCAAUAAGAAGUUGUUAAUCAUUUUUUUUUCACAUCGCAAAAACUGUCAAACAACUUAGAAUAAAUACGGCAUGUUUUAUAUUUCCAGUGAAGCGUAUCAAAAUGAGGAGAAAAUUGCUUUCAGAAAUUUUUUACAUUGAAGAGAAUCUGAAAAAAACGCUUCAUGGAGCUAUGAUUUUCUUUUUUUUUUCAAAUUUGGAACGAUCAAAUUGAACUUUUGAAUUUUCCUUAUAGGGUUAUUAAAAUAAAAAAACGAGAUACAAAGCGAAAAAUAACCCCCCGCCCCGCGCAAAUUUUUAUGCGACAGCCGUUCAACCUCGAACAAUACCUUUACCUUCACCUUUUACCUAGGCGAGUUUUGUUUCGGGCUCGGGAGAAUACAAUAGACGAUUAUUCAAACGCGGGUUGCGCAACGGGGCCACACGGUAAUUGACGCAAAUGUCGCUCCCAUGGCCAGAUGCUCACCGUUCGGGUGACGUCAUAUAGAAGAGAGCGACUUCUGAAUCAGAAGACGAUGACGUGGACCUGAUGACGUGGAGACUUUUUUCAGACGUCGCCCAGGAAUGGGGAACUCAGCGCCGACGAGCUCAAGGCCCAACGCAUUCGGCUGGCUCUCGAGAAGAUGAAGGAGGCCAAGGUAAUUUUCUUGGGGUUUUUUUGAGAUUUUUGGGGGGAAACUCUUGGGGCCACUUAAGAGGUUUCUCGAGGACUACUUAGAAAAAACACUAGAGUGACUGCUUACCCAUAAAGAAGCCGCUUUUCGUGUCUGAGUGGCCACUCUAGUAGUUUGCAGUGGUCUUAGACUUCUAAAGUGACCACUACGUUUUAGACACUCAAGUGGCCACUAAAACGACCUCUAUAAAAGCCACUAUUUUGCGUCUUAAUGGCCACUUUAUUAGUUUGAAGUGGUCUAGUAGUACUUCUCAAACUCCUAAAGUGACCACUAAAACAACCUCUAUAGAAGCCGCUGGCCCUUGUGCCUUAGUGGCCACUGUAGUAGUGCCUCAAGAACUGCUGGCGAAGAGCACUAGAAAGACCGCUUAAAACACCUCUAAAGGAGCUACUAAAACCACCUCUAUAAAAGCCACUAUUUUGCAUCUUAGUGGCCACUAUAGUAAUUUUAUUGAUGUAAUAGUACCACUUAGACUUCUAAAGAGGUCCCUAAACUUAAGCCACUCAAGGGGCCAAUACGAGAACACUAAAGUGGCCCCUAAAACCGCCUUUAUAGAAGCCACUGCUUUGCGUCUUAGUGGCCACUAUAGUAGCUUUGGCCACUUAAGAGGUUUCUCGAGAAUCACUUGGAAAGAGCACUAGAGUGACCAAUUAAACGAACCCUUAAGAAGCCACUAUUUUGUGUCUUAGUGGCCACUAUAGCAGUUUCAGUGAUCAAGUAAUACCACAUAGAUUUCUCAAGAGGCCACUAAGUUUAAGCCACUUAAGUGGCCACUCAUAUAUUUUCUCAAGUUUUGAGAGCUUCUGGAAUUUUAAAAAGUUUCAAAAUGUUCUUGAAAAUCAAUUUUUUGCUCUAAAAUCGCUUCAAAAUACUGAAAUUAGAUAAUUUUUUUUUAUUUUUGGAGCACUUUUUUCUAAUGUAACUUUCUUCCGACUUUUUUUUCCAAAGGAAAGCUAAUAAUCAAUCUAAUGGACUUGAUUAAGGUGGCCCGGAUAUUGGUGAAGUUUUUCGGAGAAGGCGGCGUCCCGCUGCAAUUACUCAUCGACGAGCGAUGGACUGUGGCCGAGGUUCGUUUUUUCCCCGAGCAAAACGUUAUCGGAUGGAAAUCGACGACGAUUCAUCUCCUCUUGCAGACUCUCAGACAACUCGCCGAUAAGAACCACAUGACGCUCAUGGAGGACCAUUGCAUCGUCGAGGAGUUCCCCGACUUGCACAUUCGUUCGUUUUUCUCUUGAUUUAUGGUGAUAAGAGGGGGGAGAAGCUUUGAAGAGAAGUUGGACAGUUUCAUUUUUUGAGAAUCUCAGAGAAUCUUGGACAUGAAAUUGAAGAAAAAUCAGACAGGAGAUUGAAAAAUUAGGCAGUUUCAUAGGAAAAGUUAGGAAAUCGCGCUGCUCUGACUAUUAGGAAAGUUGGAUAGAAAAUUCAAGAUUAGAAAUUUUUCAGAAGAGUCCCAGAAGUUCUACAAAAAAAUCUGAAAAUAUUGCUCAAGGGGGGCGGGAACAAAAAUUGGACAGUUUCAAAUGUUGAGAAGCUCAGAAAAUCUACAUAGACAAGUUCGACGUAAAAUUGAACAAAAUUUCAAGUUGGAGAGAAAAUUUAGUUUUUUCUUAAAGUUUUUUUCUGAUAAUACCAGAAUCCCGUUUUUUUAAGUUAAAUUUAUUAUUUUUUUGUAGACUUAGAGAUGUACAAUAUUAGUUUUUAUUCGCACUCUUUGAUAAUAUGAUAAUUUUGAAACAGCAAACUCAAGAAAAGUUUCAACAACUUUUGAAUUUUGUCCGUGAAAAUCAAUAAACUUGGCCUUUCUGCAAGUUUCUUGCAAUAAUUAGGGAAUUUUCUGAAGUCAGGAAAUUUCAGAACGAGUUUACGAAGACCAUGAGAACGUCGUGGAGAACAUCAGCAUGUGGGUGCAAGAUUCGCCCAACAAAUUGCAUUUCAUCCGCCGGCCCGACAAAUAUUCCUUCAUUUGUCAGUUUUUCCUUGAUUUUCAAUAACGCUUUUUCCUGUUACAGACCGACCCGAAAUGUAUUUGGUCACCGAGAAGACGUCCCACAUCGAGGUUCCCUCGGGAACGGUUUGGAAACAAGACGUCAAGCAGAAGUUUGUCAGGGUGAGGAAGUUUUUUUGAUUUUUGUCGAGAAAUGACUUUACUGUUUCUUGUUAAAUAUAUAUAAGAAAGCUUAGAAAGGUCAUGGCGGAAAAUAUAGCAAAGGCAAAUAAAAAUAUGUAUGCUCAUAUUUCUAGGAAAAUUUUUUUAGUGGCCACUUUAGGGUUUCGUCGGUUUAGUGGCCACUAUAGUAGUCGAUUUAGUAGCCAUUUGAGGGGCUAAAAUUUUGAGACCUCUUUAGAAAUAUAAGGGAUACUACUAAAAACUGCUAUAGUGGCCACUAAGACGCAAAAGAGUAUAGAGGCGGUUUUAGUGGCCACUUUAGUGUUCUCUCAAAAUAAUCCUUCAGGAACCUCUUAAGUGGCCACUUUUUCCAAGUUUUUUGAAGGAAGUAUAGUUUUAAUAAAACUCUCUCAAGCUCCGCCCCCAAAUCAGAGAGCCUUUUUGAAUGACGUCAUUUUACUUGAAAUUCAAAGUUUGACCAGACUAUACCUCACUUUGCUUUUUCAAGAAAAGAACAAAUUUUUGUGGAAGGUCAAUUGAUCGGUACUUCUACGUUGUGCUACAAGAAAUUUUUCUCAAAGUUUUCCUGUACCUUUAUAAAUUCCAACCUUUCCAGGAAUUCUUCACCAACGAAACGGUGGUACCGCCCUGAACUGGAAGGCUUCCUUUACCUCAAAUCCGACGGAAGAAAAAGCUGGAAAAAGCAUUUUUUCAUCCUGAGACCCAGUGGAUUGUACUACUCACCUAAGGGGAAGAAGUGAGAUUUUUCAGAUUUUUCGGAUAAAAAUCAAUAAUUCCAAGGGCCUCGAAGGACCUGACCUGCCUGAUGAGCAUGCACUCGAGCCAAAUCUACACCGGAAUCAAUUGGGAGAAAAAGUACAAGUCGCCGACUCCUUGGUGUAUUUCUAUCAAGGUUCUAGGAUUUUCGAGAAAAAGAAAAUGAAUAUUUUUUAGUUGACGAAGCUGCAAAUCAAGAACUCGCAGUACAUCAAGUACAUCUGUGCGGACGAUGAGCUGACUUUUCAGGAAAUGGGUCGCCGCUUUGAGGAUAGCCAAGGUGAGGAGAAUUCAGAAAAUGGCAGAAUGGUCCCUAGAGGGGAUUGGGAAAACAGCCUUUCUUAG